AUGGAUAAUCAAAUUUCUAAACUUCGACGUGGUCGUGACACAUAUCAAAUAUCUGAAAUACAAGAGAUGGUACGUGGUAAAAAGUUCAGAGAGUCGAUUAAACGAACAAGUGACAAUACUGAAGAAGCUAAAGUGAAAUCAUCAAAACCAUUACUAGGUGGUUUAAUACACUCCAUUCAGAAAAAAGCAACAACUCCUUCCAAAAUUGCUAGAAGUGAUUCAAUCAAAUCUUUGAAGCCUAGUAAUAGUAUUGAUAGCAGUGAUUCAACCAAUCCACCAACGGUUACUCCAUGUACUAGUACUAUAGUGUGUGAAGAAGUGGUAGACUACACUACUGAUCAAACGCUAAUUAGUAGUAGUACAGCAUCACAGCAUAUAAAUUCGUCACAACUACCACUUCAGUCAACAAGUCGAACUAUAAAAACAACACUAGAAGAAAUAAAAGAUGGUAAUAAUUAUACUACUCCAAAAAGUUCAGCUGAAACAAGACAUCCAGAUAACAAGAAGUCAUCUUUAAAAGAUAAUAUUUCAGACAGAAUAGUGGUGGAAAACCAACAAACUGGAACACUGACAACACAUCCUGAUGCAUGUCGUUCAACUGAUAAGGAGGUUAGACAUCGUAAAAAAGGCGAUAAACAGAAAACAGAGUAUCAUUCUCCGCAGUUGCAGGAUCAGCGUAGUGAUUUUGUUUGAAUUCAAAGAUGAUAUCUACAGAAAGGAAUGGUUGAAAG
Messenger RNA from Heterobilharzia americana, 731 nucleotides. Lineage: Eukaryota; Metazoa; Platyhelminthes; Trematoda; Strigeidida; Schistosomatidae. The record is from the annotation of a GenBank genome assembly.